AGGAAACACAUUUAAAUGCACUGUGGGAGUGUUCCCGAGUGUGCAGUCCUGGAUUCAACAGUGGAGAGACAGAAGCAUCCCUUCAACAGGGAAACUACAAGUCGUUUUUAUUCACAGAACCGCGUCCAACAAACGAAGACAAAGCUUGAGCCAUGUGUGGGAUCUUUGCUUACCUGAACUACCAAGUGCCUCGCACCAGAAAGGAGAUAUUUGAGACGCUGGUGAAGGGACUGCAGAGACUGGAGUACAGAGGGUACGAUUCAGCAGGUAUUGCUGUGGAUGGCCCUAACAAGACAACCACUGACAUCAACGGCAACACCAUCUGUUUGAUCAAGAAGACGGGAAAGGUCAAAGCUCUGGACGAGGAGCUGUACAAGAAAGACACAUUGGACCUUGAUGAAAAGCUGAACACACACUUCGGCCUCGCUCACACUCGCUGGGCGACACACGGGGAGCCGAGCGCUCUCAACAGCCACCCUCAUCGCUCUGACAAGGACAACGAGUUUGUCGUCAUUCACAAUGGCAUCAUCACCAACUACAAAGAGCUGAAGAAGUACCUGAUCAACAAAGGAUAUGAGUUUGAGUCAGAGACGGACACAGAGGUGAUCCCAAAACUGAUCAAAUAUGUUUAUGACAACAGAGAGAAUGACAGCAUCACCUUCUCCACGCUGGUCGAGAGAGUCAUUCAACAGCUGGAGGGGGCCUUUGCUCUGGUGUUUAAAAGUCGUCAUUACCCCGGAGAGGCUGUGUCCACCAGGAGAGGAAGUCCGUUGCUCAUUGGUGUGCGAAGCGAGCACGAGCUGUCGACUGAGCACAUCCCCGUCCAGUACAACAGUGGUCACUUCAAGGAGGAAGUCCAAGAGAAGAACAGUCACAACCGGCCGGACUGCUCCAAUGCCAUCAACUCUGUGGGGAAUGGAAAGGCUGUGGAGUAUUACUUUGCAUCUGACGCAAGUGCCAUCAUUGAGCACACUAACAAAGUGUUGUACCUGGAGGAUGAUGACGUUGCUGUAGUGACCAAAGGGGAGCUCUCCAUUCACAGAGUGAACCGGCAGGCCGGCGAAGAUCCAGUGAGAGCAAUUCAGACCCUUCAGAUGGAGUUGCAGCAGAUCAUGAAAGGGAAUUUUGAUGCCUUCAUGCAGAAGGAGAUCUUUGAGCAGCCGGAGUCCGUGGUCAACACCAUGAGAGGCCGAAUUUGUUUUGACUCCAACAAAGUGGUUCUUGGAGGGUUGAAGGACCACCUCAAAGAAAUUAAACGUUGCAGACGGCUAAUCAUGAUUGGUUGUGGCACUAGUUUCCAUGCUGCAGUGGCUACCCGACAGAUCCUUGAGGAGCUGACGGAGCUGCCUGUCAUGGUGGAGCUGGCAAGCGACUUCCUGGACCGCAACACGCCUGUUUUCAGAGACGAUGUUAGCUUCUUUAUCAGCCAGUCAGGAGAGACAGCAGACACUUUGAUGGCACUGCGCUACUGCAAAAACCGUGGCGCUCUAACAGUUGGUAUAACCAACACUGUGGGCAGCACCAUUUGCAGAGAAACCGACUGUGGAGUCCACAUCAACGCUGGGCCAGAGAUAGGAGUGGCUAGCACCAAGGCUUACACCAGUCAGUUCGUGGCUCUCAUCAUGUUCGGCCUGAUGAUGAGUGAGGACAGACUCUCCCUGCAGGAGAGAAGACUGGAGAUCAUCAAAGGCCUCAAUGUGCUACCUGAACUGAUAAAGCAGGUGCUGUCUCUGGACUUGAAGAUUAAGGCCAUUGCCAACGAACUGUAUCAACAAAGAUCCCUUCUGGUUAUGGGCCGAGGCUUCAACUAUGCCACUUGCUUAGAGGGGGCGCUGAAAAUUAAGGAGAUCACAUACAUGCACUCGGAGGGCAUCCUGGCUGGGGAGCUAAAGCACGGUCCUCUGGCACUUAUAGACACGCAGAUGCCAGUCAUCAUGGUGAUCAUGAGGGAUGCCUGCUAUGUUAAGUGCCAGAACGCUCUGCAGCAAGUCACUGCCAGAUCGGGUCGGCCCAUCAUCAUUUGUUGCGAGGACGACUCUGAGAUGACUAAGAAUGCCUACCAGACCAUCGAGCUGCCACAUACUGUGGACUGUCUGCAGGGCAUCCUCAGUGUCAUCCCCCUACAGCUGCUGUCGUUCCACUUGGCCGUCCUGCGAGGAUAUGACGUUGACUGUCCUAGAAACUUGGCCAAGUCUGUGACAGUGGAAUAAUUACAGUUCACAAAGUCCAGGAGAGCAGAGACGAGCCUUUAGGAGAUUUAGAGUGCAAUUGUGCAAUCAAACAUUCAAUGUGUUUGUGUGUGACUGUGUGUGUGGGUUGGUGUGUGUGUUUGUGUGCGUGUGUGUGGUUGAGCAUGUGACUGACAAUGAAAGUGACACAUGGAAGAGGGAGGUAUAGGAUACAAUGAACUUUUAAAGAAGAGAAAUGUGAAAUCCGACCAAUACACUGCUGAGGAAUGGCCAGUGCCAUUGAGGCCUUGCAGAACAAUCUAUGAAAACAACAUUCACACAGCCAAAGUAAGCCGCUGUGCCUUUAUCGAAUUCUGAGUUGAGCCAACAAAAAGAAAAAAAAACCUGCAACAGGCUUAGCAGAAAAGCAUUGAAAUGGUACGUUGAAGUGUUUACAGUUGUGCAAUAAGGGGACCAAACGUGCAUUAUGAAUGUACACAUCAGUAGGUGAUUAUUUCUCUUCCUAUUUUAUGAAUUUUUAUGUCCAUCGGGGGCUUCUACCUCUCUGUUGCAUUAUGGAGAAUGUAGGAACUACAGUUGUUUGCAGAGAAUUCUGAAGGAGUUAUGAAGAAAUCUUAUUUUAAAUGUUCCAUUGGAAAGUCAAUGCAAUCACUGUGCCUGGUGGACCAGCAACCCAUAACUUUAUUUUUUUAUUGUUAUUUCAUUUUAAUUUAAAGUAUAUUUCCUGUCUAUUCUGUUUAACAGAAUUGCAUUUUCCAAAGCCAGUUCAUGGUAACACAUGGACCUUUUUUCACAAACUUUCUACACUUAUUCUUGUAAUAGGGCGGAGCAUUGUAAUUAUUUAAAGAGAACUCAUACAGCAAAAAAGUAAUAAUGCAUCGUGACUUUUAAUAAUACUUUGUUUUGUCAGUUAUUUGUAUGGGUUUAUGAUAAUGAUAAUAUUCUGUAUUUAACUGAUUAUUUUUAUUUUAUAGGGGUUGAAGAGAUAGUUUGAUUUAUAGCUUUUACUGUGAUUGUAUUUUAUACUGUAUAUUUUAUAGACAUAAAUAGGCACUAUCAAUCAAUAAAUAUAUAAAGUUUUCUGUUCAAAGUG
Molecule: messenger RNA, 3282 nt
Organism: Amphiprion ocellaris (clown anemonefish)
Lineage: Eukaryota; Metazoa; Chordata; Actinopteri; Pomacentridae
Gene: gfpt2
Product: glutamine-fructose-6-phosphate transaminase 2
Exons: 19
Coding region: 153-2210 (685 amino acids)
Biological process (GO): UDP-N-acetylglucosamine metabolic process; carbohydrate derivative biosynthetic process; fructose 6-phosphate metabolic process
Molecular function (GO): L-glutamine:D-fructose-6-phosphate transaminase (isomerizing) activity; carbohydrate derivative binding
Source: RefSeq, a predicted model, not a curated record